CCCGCCCGCAACAAGGCAAACAACGACCUCCAAGAUCCAUCUUCCCCGCGAAUCUCUCCAUCACAGUAUUUCCUGUCAAGCCAAUCCCAUUCAAUCACUGCGCCCAUCUCGAAUCAUGGCUACCGGUCUUCCCAGCGGCUGGGAGGUUAGACACUCCAACUCCAAGAAUCUUCCCUACUAUUUCAACCCUUCCACCAAGGAGAGCAGAUGGGAACCUCCUUCCGGCACCGACAGCGAGACUCUGAAGCAUUAUAUGGGCACCUACCACAGUUCCGCCAGCCUACGACCCGACGGCCAAGGUCAACAAGAGGGCAAGAUCCGUGCCUCGCAUCUCCUUGUCAAGCACAGAGACUCUCGCCGUCCCUCGAGUUGGCGUGAGGCCCAAAUCACUCGCUCCAAGGACGAAGCCAUGACCAUCAUCCUCGGCCAUGAAGCCAGAAUCAGAAGCGGCGCAACCAGCCUUGGCGACCUAGCCACCACCGAGAGCGAUUGCAGCAGCUCUAGAAAGAGGGGUGACCUCGGUUUCUUUGGCAAGGGUGACAUGCAGAAGGAGUUCGAGGAUGCCGCUUUUGCUCUGAAGCCCGGCGAGGUGAGCCAUGUUGUCGAGACUGCCUCCGGUCUGCACCUGAUUGAACGUCUGGAGUAGAGUUUCUGUGUUUCCAUCCUUUCUGCCUCCUCGCGAUAUACCAUCUUGGACUUGUUCUCUGCAUCCGACGCCGGCCUUUAUACUUGUCCGGUCUCCAGAUCUUUUGUGUGUACUCGGCCGAUCAAAAAAGCAUCACAUUCCGACUG
Aureobasidium pullulans EXF-150 is the source of this 792-nucleotide messenger RNA. RefSeq names its product peptidyl-prolyl cis-trans isomerase ssp-1. The transcript is spliced from 4 exons. Gene Ontology annotation, cellular component: cytosol; nucleus. Gene Ontology annotation, molecular function: protein binding; peptidyl-prolyl cis-trans isomerase activity. The record is from RefSeq and is a predicted model, not a curated record. NCBI's taxonomy places the organism in Eukaryota, Fungi, Ascomycota, Dothideomycetes, Dothideales, Saccotheciaceae. The coding region runs from base 116 to 646 and encodes 176 amino acids.